Molecule: messenger RNA, 1751 nt
Organism: Marchantia polymorpha subsp. ruderalis
Lineage: Eukaryota; Viridiplantae; Streptophyta; Marchantiopsida; Marchantiales; Marchantiaceae
Source: the annotation of a GenBank genome assembly
AUGAAGCAGACAAAUUCAUCUGCCUCAAGUAUCGUGCUCAACUUUUCUGGAACUUCGUACAUAACCCCGUUGGUAGGGGCGAUGCUUGGAGAUUCUUUCUUCGGUCACUUUCGAAGUUCACUACUGUUUGCAGUAAUCUACGUGGUGGGGCAGUUUUUGGUCACUCUUUCUGCCAAUGUCCCUGCUCUACAACCAACACAAUGCAAAAUUGGGGAAGAGAUUUGUCCAGCUACCAAGAGGUGGCAAUUGUCUUUCUUGUACACCUCUCUUUUCAUCAUCGCCCUUGGGAGGGCGGGCUAUCCAGCUUACCAAGUCUUGGGAGCAGCCCAGUUUCAUGAUCACAGGCAGAAUGCAGAGAGAAGCGCUUUCUUCACUUACAUGUUCCAGGCUCUCACAUUUGGAUACAUGGUGUCGGCUACAGCUGUAGUUUAUGUUCAAGAGAGUUAUGGUUGGGGUGUCGGUUACAUCCUCACAGCUCUUGCAAGCUUCAUGUCUUUACUCGGUUUGCUAAGUGGUUUACCAUUCUACAGAGAAGGUCAUUCUGAAGGCAACGCAUGUGCCAAGAUUUUCCAGGUUUUGUCGGCUUCGCUUCUUAAGUGCAGGUUGUCAUUGCCACCAAGAGAAGAACUUUUCGACGAUCAAUCUCAAGAUCCAGAUGAGGCAAAUCUAGAUUUCUUCUAUUCUUCAGAUUUCAGAUUUCUGGACAAGGCUGCGAUAGAGACACAUGACGAACAGUUUUUAAGAGAGGGCCGAAAUCCAUGGCGUUUAUGUACUCUGUCUCAAGUGGAGGAAGUCAAACAGAUAUUGCGAUUGGUGCCGGUAUGCAUCUCAUGCAUAAUAUUCACUUCCAUCUAUGGUCAACUUCCUACCCUUUUCGUACUCCAGGGAGAAGUAAUGAACCGAAAAGUCGGUAACUUCAAUGUCGAGAUUCCUCCUGCCACUAUGACUAUCUUUGAGAAUUUGACUGUGCUUCUCGGCGGAUACCUGUACAACAAGGUUUUCAUUCCUACGAUGAUGAAGGUCACAGGGCACCCCAAAGGGAUAUCUCCAUUGCAGAGGAUUGGAACAGGAUUGUGCAUGGGUGUUUUGGCAAUGACUGUGGCGGCCCUCGUGGAGACUCAGCGUUUGGCCAGAAUAUCUCCUUCUGAUACUCAAGGAUCUGAAAUGAGCAUGUUCUACUUGAUACCUCAAUUUGUGUUGGUCGGAAUCGGAGAAAUAUUCACUUAUGUCGGUCUGACCGAAUUCUUCUAUGAUCAGUCUCCUCCAAGGAUGAGAAGUGUGAGUAGCUCCAUUUCUAUGCUUACUCAAGCCAUGGGGAAUUACCUGAGCUCUCUACUGGUGUCCAUAGUGUAUCACUCGACAACUAAAGACGGUAGUCCUGGUUGGAUACCAAACGAUCUCAAUGAAGGUCGAGUAGACAAAUUCUAUCUUCUUCUAGCAGCAUUGUGUGGUUUGAGUUUCAUCUGUUUCCUGAUUAUAGCAUCCACUUUCAAACACCGCAGGGAUGAAAAUCUUCCUACUCGGAGAUGUUCUCCGAUGAGGAAGACCAUGACUUCUCGAAGUUCUUUGAAAGAACCCCUGUUGAGCUAGUAUGACCUUCAGAGUGUCAAUUGUUAUGUCUGGUUCAUUUCAAAAGACCCAAAAAGCAACAACUUUAUAAUAGUUACUGUCUUCACUUUCAGUGAAUCUUACUGAAGAUAUAUCUAAGUUCAAAUAUGAUCGUAUGCUUAGAAUAUGAAUAUGAUACGUCC